Ramularia collo-cygni is the source of this 981-nucleotide messenger RNA. Its product is annotated as probable ATP-dependent (S)-NAD(P)H-hydrate dehydratase. Gene Ontology annotation, biological process: metabolite repair. The transcript is spliced from 3 exons. The record is from RefSeq and is a predicted model, not a curated record. Lineage: Eukaryota; Fungi; Ascomycota; Dothideomycetes; Mycosphaerellales; Mycosphaerellaceae. Gene Ontology annotation, molecular function: ATP-dependent NAD(P)H-hydrate dehydratase activity. The coding region runs from base 1 to 981 and encodes 326 amino acids.
AUGGCCUCUACCCUCUCACGCAGUGRGAUUCUCGGCAAGGUCUACAAAAUGGUGCCUCCGAUGCUGGAAAAGUUCCACAAAGGUCAACUUGGGAGAGUGGCCGUCAUCGGAGGAAGCGAAGACUACACGGGAGCUCCCUAUUUCUCGGCAAUGGCCUCUGCCAAACUCGGAGCGGAUAUGUCACAUGUAAUCUGUGAGCCCAGCGCCGGAAUGGUCAUCAAGACAUACUMUCCCAACCUCAUGSUCCACCCAUAUAUGAGACAGCAGAAGAACCUCGGGGAAAGUGAAACCAUCGAUAGCGUAUCCGAGCAAGUCAUCGGCAUGCUCGAUCGACUACAUGUCAUAGUCAUCGGUCCAGGUCUAGGACGCGAUCCCGCAAUGCAAGAAACCUGCGCCCGUGUCAUCGUCGAGGCAAAGAAGCGGAAUGUUUCAUUUGUCCUUGACGCGGAUGGACUCUACUUGGCUCAGACCCGACCGGAUCUCGUUCAAGGCUACAAAGAGUGCAUUCUGACUCCCAAUGUAGUCGAAUUCGGACGUUUGGCUAAGAGUAAGAACAUUGACACGGAAAAAGAAGAUCCAACUCAGCUAUGUGCGAAAUUAGCCAAUGCUUUCGGCGGAGUGACAAUUAUUCAAAAAGGCCAAGUGGAUUACAUUUCGAAUGGCAAGCAGACACUUGUUUCGGAUGGAGAAGGUGGUCUCAAGCGUUCCGGUGGCCAGGGCGAUACUCUGACGGGAUCUUUGGCGACUUUGUUGGCAUACCGCAAGGCAUACCUCGAGAAGAUUUGGGACCAUGAAGGCGAUUUGCUACCGGAUGAAUUGCUCACUUAUGCGGCUUACGGCGGCUCGGCUAUUACGAGGGAGUGCUCUAGGUUGGCUUUCAAGGAGAAGGGACGUAGUUUGCAGGCUGCUGAUCUUACGGAGCAUGUUCAUACUGCCUUUUUGAAUAUCAUUACGGAGAAGCCUACUGAUGCUAGGCUUUGA